Molecule: messenger RNA, 3349 nt
Organism: Erpetoichthys calabaricus (reedfish)
Lineage: Eukaryota; Metazoa; Chordata; Cladistia; Polypteriformes; Polypteridae
Gene: slc35a5
Product: solute carrier family 35 member A5
Exons: 8
Coding region: 268-1533 (421 amino acids)
Biological process (GO): pyrimidine nucleotide-sugar transmembrane transport
Cellular component (GO): Golgi membrane
Molecular function (GO): pyrimidine nucleotide-sugar transmembrane transporter activity
Source: RefSeq, a predicted model, not a curated record
CUUCGGCACUACAGUUGUGGGGAAUGUAUUCGAGCAUCAUUUUCAAUAGGUAAACUUUGUCUCCUUUCGAAAUCUAAAAGUAGUUUAAGUAUGCCGUGCAAAGAGGUUUAGAUUAAAAUGUCCUUCACUGGAAUGCGUUGGCACAAAAGGUCUUAAUGUCAUUUGAAGAUACAAUCUACCUGCUCUGGUGGCAUUAACAGUUGAACAAGCUGAUAUCUACAGUCUUUGUGCUUUAAGGUGACAAGUUUCCUGGCAAAACAUUGAGCCAUGGCCAUUUACUGUUGUCGACGCACUUGGCAUUGUUCACGGUCUACCAUGUGUACACUAGUGCUGGGUUGUGGAUUUGUGACACUGGGCAGCAGCCGAAUUCUUUUGGUCAAAUUUUCUGAAAAUUCAGAAGAUAGGUAUGACUACAUACCUGCCACUGUGAACAUAUGUGCAGAAGGCCUCAAACUGUUAUUUUGCUUGUUGAUGUCAGUGAGAGUGAUAGUACAAGAAGAACGCUCCUAUAGAGAUUUAUGUUUCUCUUCCUGGAAAGAUGUGAUACAUUUUAUGAAAUGGUCUGUUCCUGCAUUCCUAUAUUUCUUGGAUAAUUUAAUCAUCUUUUAUGUAAUCACCUACCUCCAGCCGGCUAUGGCUGUGUUGUUUUCGAAUUUUGUCAUCAUUACAACUGCAGUCCUCUUCCGAGUUGUUCUAAAGAGGCACUUAUCUCGGGUGCAGUGGGCAGCGCUGUUCAUCCUUUUUCUCUCCAUUGUGGCUUUAACUAGAACUGGAGGAGACCAACACAAUUCUGUCCAUGCUGCUCAGAAUAUUUCCUUUAUUCUACCCUCCAACAGUUGCCUUGCUUUUACACCUCAAGAAAGUGCUGCCUUGAAUUACAAAGGCUUUAAUUUUAAAAUGUUUUCAAGUGUCUCAUGGAAUGAGGCUGCUGUAAAAGUGGGAAAUUUAGGACUGGGACAUUUUCUUAUAUUGUUGCAGUGCUUUAUCUCUUCUUUGGCCAACAUCUACAAUGAGAAGAUUUUGAAGGAAGGUGAUCAGCUUUUGGAGAGCAUCUUUAUUCAGAACAGCAAGCUUUAUAUUUUUGGAGUACUUUUUAAUGCCCUGACCUUGGCACUUCACUUAAACUCCAGACUGCAAAUACAGCACUGUGGUUUCUUCUACGGGCACAAUGCAUUUUCAUUGUGCCUCAUUUUUGUAACAGCUGCAAUGGGACUUUCUGUGGCCUUCAUCUUGAAGUUCAGGGAUAAUAUGUUCCAUGUUCUUACAGGACAGAUAACAACUGUCCUCAUUACUGCAGCAUCUCUUUUCGUCUUUGACUUUAAGCCCUCCAUAGACUUCUUUUUACAGGCUCCAGUUGUGUUGCUAGCAAUUUUUAUAUACAGUGUAAGCAAGGCAGAAGACCCAGACUCUGUAUUACAACAAGAGAAGCUAAAGGUCAUCAAUGGUGAAAUAUAUGAACGAUCCAGGGGGGAUGGAGAGGAGCUGGAACUGCUGACCAAGACAGACACUGACACUGAUGAAGACUCCAUUUAGCAUAAUACAUUUUUCUAUUGUUAUAUGAACACUGAUUUCUGUGAAGCAGAAAUACAAUUAACAGUCCAAGCAAAACAAAAAAAAUAAUGUUUUUGGGUAACUUGAUAUUCAAGGAUUGCCAUGCUGGCAUUAUUUUAGGACACCUUGGCUCACUCAGGUAAAGACCAAUGGCUGGUUAAAUCAAACUGGAAACUCUUCAGAGGAAAUGUAUAUAAAAGGCUUUUGUAUAUUCUGCCUGUGUGUAUACCAUUGGGGAAAAAAAUAAUUUUUUCCACUCUGUAUUAUUUAAGUUGUUUCCAAAGGUAUUUUUUAAUUUGUUAGUUAAUAUUCAAAUCUAUGUGUUGAAGCACUACAACCAAAAAAGCACAAUCAAUCAAUCAAUCAAUCAAUUCAAUUUUAUUUGUCAUUUAGCAGAACAUCCAAGAUGUGCUGCAGAACGAAAAUACGAUGCACAAGACAUUAAUAAAAACACAUGGUUAAAAUCAGCCUACAAUAAAAUACUAAAAUGCUUCAUUUAAAAGACGAACGGCAGUAGGAAAAAAACUGUUUUUAAACCUGGUAGUUCUACAUUUCAGGCUGCGGUACCUUCUGCUUGAGGGCAUGAGGGAAAAGAGUUCAGAGGCAGGAUAAGUAGGGUCUCUAGAAAUCCGCACAGCUCUGGCCAGACAGCGUUGUUUUGCCAAGUCUUGUACAUUAGGCAACGGGGCUCCAAUGAUCCUCUCCGCAGCCCUCACCACUUUCCUCAGUGCUUUCCAGUCCGAAGCGCUGCAGCUCUCCUGCCACAGAGAGCUGCUGCUGGUUAGCACGCUCUCUAUGGUCCCUCUGUAAAAAGUGGUGAGGACUGACUUACUGAGAUGGGCCCUCUUUAGCCUCCGCAGAAAGAUCAAGCGCUGGUGAGCUUUCUUGAUGACGGAGGAGGUGUGCAGGGACCAGGUGAGGUUGUUCGUCACAUUAACUCCCAGGAACUUAGUAGACUGCACAAUUUCCACAGCAGUGUUCUUAAUGUAGACCGGGAUGUGUAUCAGCUGUUUCUUCCUGAAGUCGAUCACCAGUUCUUUUGUUUUUUCGACAUUCAGUAUCAGAUUGUUUUUAUCACACCAUUCCACAAAUGACUUCACCUCCUCUCUGUAAUCCCCUUCCCCGUCACCUCGAAUGAGACCCACCACUGUUGUGUCGUCCGCAUACUUAAUAAUUUGGUUUGUGCUGAACUUGGCACAACAAUCGUGGGUCAUGAGCGUGAAGAGGAGGGGACUUAGAACACACCCCUGUGGAGAACCUGUGCUCAAGGAGAUGGUAUCUGAUUUAUUCUUUCCUACCCGUACGUACUGUGGCCUAUCCAUUAGAAAGUCCAAUAUCCAGUUUUGCAGAGGUAUGCCCAGUCCCAAUGAGCCCAGUUUGCUGAUCAAAUUCUGAGGGAUGAUGGUAUUAAAAGCCGAACUAAAAUCAACAAACCGCAUGCGGACCAUAGCGUCUCUAUUCUCCAGAUGUUCCAAUGAAAAAUGGAGUGCAAUAGAUAUGGCAUCCUCUGUGGCACGGUUGGAGCGGUAGGCGAAUUGGAGUGGGUCAAAAGAGAAGGGUAGGACAGAAGUAAUGUGGUCCUUGAUCAGCCUCUCGAAACAUUUCAUCACUAUUGAUGUUAAGGCUACAGGGCGAUAGUCAUUCAUGGUUGUGACUAUGGGUUUUUUCGGAACUGGGAUGAUUUCUGAGGUUUUAAAGCAAGAUGGCACAACAGCUUGACACAGAGAGAUGUUAAAUAUAUCCGUAAGGACAUGUGUCAGCUGCUCCGCACAUCCUUUGAGUACACAACCUGGUAUCU